Molecule: messenger RNA, 1247 nt
Organism: Sycon ciliatum
Lineage: Eukaryota; Metazoa; Porifera; Calcarea; Leucosolenida; Sycettidae
Product: muscle, skeletal receptor tyrosine protein kinase-like
Exons: 4
Coding region: 364-1131 (255 amino acids)
Biological process (GO): homophilic cell-cell adhesion; synapse organization
Cellular component (GO): axon; plasma membrane; neuronal cell body
Molecular function (GO): axon guidance receptor activity
Source: RefSeq, a predicted model, not a curated record
GGUUCGCUCAUCCGCGUUUAGAAACAAGAACGUGGCCUCCCCUUGUACUGACGUGAUGAGAAUUACUCAAUAGCGAUCACAGACGCGUAUCGCACUCCGUCUCUUCAGUCUUCACUGCUCUGGGCCUCUGGCUAGUCAUCAUGCUAGACCGAAACACUUCCAAGACUGUCACAAGUAAUAGUGAUCUACGGUCAGUUUGUUGCUCGUAAGGGGAAUUUCAUCAGGUCCUACAUGCAAGUGACGGAGGUACUUCAGCUGAUUUAGCCCGUAAGGUUGUAUCACCCACUGGCACUGUUCAGUGCAGUCCAAGUAAGUAAACAAGUCUGAGUACAUGUAUCACUGAAAGAUCUACGAGUGGCAGACAUGAUCAGUUGUUGGUCGAGGAGCUGGGUUGGAUUCAUCCUGCUGGCACUGAUGCUGGAGCCACAGAGUGUGCUGUCCCAACUGCAGGCACCCAAGAUUGUAGAAAAGCAUGCGCCUCCAUACUGGAUCAAGGUGCCGACAGUGACGCCUGUUCCGCUCAUCACAUUCGGACCCAACCAAACCGCAGUGGUUGAGUGUGUUGCCGGUGGUAAUCCCGCGCCGAGCAUCUCCUGGUUGAAGAACGACGACGCGCAGGAUUUCUCUGCUGUGUCCUCGCAGCUGAAUGUCACUGGUAACAAGUUGGUGCUCCACAGGCUGAUGGGCACGUAUGCACUGUCUGGCUGGUACACGUGUGUGGCAGCCAAUCCCUAUGGCAAAAUCUACCAUGACUUUGCUGUGCGGGGGCUAGCUCCACCAGUCAUCGUUGUGCAGCCGAGCUCCUUUAUAAUCAAUACUAAGCUAGAUGCUGAUGUCAAGCUGUUGUGCGGCGCCAGAGGAAUUCCACGUCCGAUCAUUUCCUGGAAACUGGGAUCUAUGCAACUGACCAAUUCAACAACUGGAGUUACUGUCCAGACACUCGCUUCAGGCAUCUCCAAGCUAAUAGUCAGCGUGAAGGCUAGCUUUCUUGGCAUGCGACGGGAUGUGUUCAGCUGUGUCGCCAGCAACAGCCUAUCUAGGAAUGCUACAGCUUCGGCCACGAUACAGUAUACAUCCUACUGUAAGCUAUCCUGGAUAUUGCCUCUAUUUGAGGGGGAAAUCCCUUGCUAAUGGUAUAAGCCUUUUGCGCGUUGUACAGAUGUAGGAAGUUCAGUACUAGGGCGUAGGUGUGUACAGCCCCGAUUGGGUGUUCAUUGUGUGCUAUGCAUGCGCAUUUGACCAAUUUU